This is a messenger RNA of Triticum aestivum (bread wheat), 371 nucleotides long. RefSeq lists its product as uncharacterized. The transcript is spliced from 3 exons. NCBI's taxonomy places the organism in Eukaryota, Viridiplantae, Streptophyta, Magnoliopsida, Poales, Poaceae. Bases 8 to 340 code for a protein of 110 amino acids. The record is from RefSeq and is a predicted model, not a curated record.
GUUUGAAAUGGAGCAGAGAGAGGCCAACAUGGCUGUACCUAUCUCUAAACGGGAAGCCGCUCAAGGCGGCAACGGCGACAUGGAGAAGCAGGGCGGCGACCCGCCAGGCGGCGCGCUCCCAUCAAAGGGGCCUGUUACUGUGCUGAGUGCAUCACAUGAGGAUAAACACAACAGUGACACGUGCUUGGAGCAUGAUGAAAUUAACAAAGCCCAUGGAAUAUUGUUUGAAGAAAAAAGAGAUCCCGAAGAUAUGGACGGUCAACAUCUAUAUGAGGAACAGGGGCCAAAAAUAGAUGAUGAUUUAACUGAAACUGAAGUGUCAGGUAAGAAAGAGUAUUGAAAGGAAACAAACUCGUAAGAUAAUACGAAAG